AUGCCCUCAGCUGGAACCAUUUGGCAGUUUAGCUCACAUAUUGGUGCAAAGGCAACCCAUCUUAAAGGAGCUACACCAACUAAUAGGAGAGGGUUUGUAGUUGAAGUUAUCAGCAAAAGGCAUUUGGAUAGCACAUAUGAGAGUGAGACCAGUGUACUUGAGAUAGGUGGUAGAGAAAUAGCACGAAGAUCUAGAAUUGGAUCAUGGAAGAAGUAUUUACCUCUAGUUGAGUUUGUAUACAAUAACAACUAUCACUCUAGCAUUAGAAUGGCUCUAUAUGAAGCUCUGUAUGGAGGAAAUGCAGGUCUCCUGUGUGCUAGGAAGAAGUUGGUGAGAGAGCUUUGGCAGAUAGCAGCUAGUAGGCAAAAGAGUUAUGUAGGUCUCCACAAAAAGGAAGUAGUGUUUCAGGUAGAGGACAAGGUGCUUCUCAAGGUAUCUUUAAUAAAUGGUGUUGUCCAGUUUGAAAAGAAGGAUCAACUAGCUCCAAGGAAACUCAAAGCUCAAGAGUUAAUUGAAGUUUCUCUACCAACUCUAUCACUAUCAAAUUCAAGGGAGAAAGAAGCAGCUGAGGAGUCAUUGGAAAGCUCUUUCCAGGCUCUUGAAUUACAAGAAACUAUCUCAAAGAAUGAAGGGGCUAUGGCUAUGGUCGCCAAGUUAUUUGGAAGCAAUUUCACUGACAAGCGGAGACCUAAAACUUCUAGAGUAGGAAUGGCAACAGGACGAAUCGAGGGCAGAGAUUGCUCUCCCCAUCCUCAGCCCAUAGAUAAUCAGGGUCAAAGCAGGAACUUCACCGUCAAGUAA
This is a messenger RNA of Hevea brasiliensis (rubber tree), 801 nucleotides long. RefSeq lists its product as uncharacterized. Gene Ontology annotation, molecular function: nucleic acid binding. NCBI's taxonomy places the organism in Eukaryota, Viridiplantae, Streptophyta, Magnoliopsida, Malpighiales, Euphorbiaceae. The record is from RefSeq and is a predicted model, not a curated record. The coding region runs from base 1 to 801 and encodes 266 amino acids. The transcript has 6 exons.